Drosophila mauritiana is the source of this 2187-nucleotide messenger RNA. Its product is annotated as protein MTO1 homolog, mitochondrial. The coding region runs from base 34 to 2019 and encodes 661 amino acids. The transcript has a single exon. Gene Ontology annotation, biological process: tRNA wobble uridine modification; tRNA methylation. Gene Ontology annotation, molecular function: flavin adenine dinucleotide binding. Lineage: Eukaryota; Metazoa; Arthropoda; Insecta; Diptera; Drosophilidae. The record is from RefSeq and is a predicted model, not a curated record. Gene Ontology annotation, cellular component: cytosol.
CUCCAGUUGUUGUUAUUGUGGGGUAUUUUGAAAAUGCAGCAGCUACGAAAUGCCGUGGUGCACGGUCUGGCUAGGAGGAUUAGGCCCCCAUCGAGAAGUGCCCACAGUGCCGGUGCCGAGAUCUACGACGUGGUGGUCAUUGGAGGCGGACAUGCCGGCACAGAGGCCUCGGCGGCAGCUGCUCGCAUGGGAUCACGCACCUUGCUGCUAACCCACAAACUGGAGACUAUUGGCGAAAUGUCCUGCAACCCGUCGUUCGGUGGCAUUGGCAAGGGUCACCUGAUGCGCGAGGUGGAUGCCCUGGAUGGCGUAUGUGCCCGCUGCUGCGAUGUUUCCGGAGUACACUACAAGGUGCUCAAUAGACGGCGCGGUCCAGCUGUUUGGGGACCCAGGGCGCAGAUCGAUCGCCAGCUGUACAAAAAGGCUGUGCAGCAGGAACUGCACAGCACCCCCAAUCUGGAGAUUCGAGCAGCCGCUGUGGACAACCUGCUGAUAGAGGAUGAACAGGAUACCCAAGCCCGCCGCUGUUCCGGCGUCCUGUUGGCCAACGGGGAAGUGGUGCGCAGUCGAUCCGUGGUGCUCACCACGGGAACAUUCCUGCGGGCACACAUAAACAUCGGACUCGAGGUGCGACCGGCCGGCCGAAUUGGAGACGAUCCAGCCAAAGCACUGGGCGAGGCGAUCGACAGAUUAGGUUUUCGCAUGGGGAGGCUGAAAACUGGAACUCCACCUAGAAUAGCCAAGGACAGUGUGGAUUUCUCACAACUCCAAAGGCACGACGGUGAUGAUCCGCCUAUGCCUUUCUCCUUUCUUAACAAAGACGUUUGGUUACCCGCCAAGGACCAACUACCCUGCUACCUUACCUACACCACACCAAAAGUCAGCGACAUUGUGCGCGACAAUCUUCAUGUAAAUCGCCAUGUCACCGAGGAGAUUACCGGCCCACGCUACUGCCCCUCGAUUGAGUCAAAGAUACUGAGGUUCGGCGCGAAGGUUCAUCAGGUGUGGUUAGAGCCAGAAGGUCUGGACAGUAACUUAGUGUAUCCCCAAGGAAUCUCCUGCACGCUGCCCCACGAUCAGCAAGUGGAGCUGGUCCAUGCCAUUCAAGGUCUGGAAAAGGCGGUAGUUGUCCAGCCCGGCUAUGGCGUGGAGUACGACUUCAUAGACCCCCGUGAGUUGUAUCCCACACUGGAGACGAAACGAGUGCCAGGACUCUUCUUUGCUGGCCAGAUAAAUGGAACUACGGGCUAUGAAGAAGCAGCCGCACAGGGCAUCAUAGCUGGAGCCAAUGCAGCUGGAAAAACCAGGCACAUGGAUGGAAGGCAACUAACUAUAAGUCGAACUGAGGGCUACAUAGGAGUGUUGAUCGAUGACCUGACUUCGUUAGGCACUAAUGAACCCUACCGCAUGUUUACUAGUCGGGCAGAGUUUCGGUUGUCACUACGUCCGGACAAUGCCGACAUGCGUCUCACCCAAAAGGGCUACGAAUUUGGACUUGUAUCUUCAGAUCGCUACCAGCAAUUCCAGCAAACCGAGGCGAGACUGCAAUCGGCCAUUGAUUCCUUGCGGCGAUUACGGAAGCACACUCACUACUGGCGACAAGCACUCAAUCUGCCCAAGGCCAAAGCUUCGGUAGAAAAAACGGCUUUCGACAUGCUGGGAAUUCCGGCGGAUAACAUCACUAUUGAGAAGCUAAUCCAGCUUCAUCCCAACGAACUGAGCUGGCUGAAAGGCGAGCGGAAUCUAGCCGAAAGGCUGAAAAUCGAGGCACUGUACUCGUUCUUUGUCGAUGAACAGCAACGAGAUGUGGAGGAUGUUCGUCGGGAGGAGCGCCUGUCCAUUCCCGCCGACAUUGAUUACUUCUCAAAGUCCCUGAGCUUGUCCAACGAGGAGCGACAGAAGCUGACGCUCAUCCAGCCACAGACAAUUGCGGCGGCUAGUAGAAUACAAGGAGUGACUCCUUCGACAAUUGUAAGGAUUCUUAAAUACGUUAAAAAAGCGGAGGUAGCAAAAGCCUAGGUGCGAUUAUGAAUACAUAAUGUUUGUAAAAAUGUAUGUAAUAUUUGAACUUCCUUAUACUUGACUAUAUAAAGUAUCGCAGAGUCCCAAGCCAAAAAAAAACUUGCAAAGUACAUCCUUAAGUAGAGUUUAUUUCAUAAAAUCAUAAAUGCCUUAUGUAAAAUUGCA